GUCGUCGGUACCGUGUAGACAACCUCGUCCGCGUUUAAAUUCCUUCGCGUGUCGCCGAUAUCAAGGGGUGGGAGCAGCUACGCCGCGAUGUUCAGCAGAUCUUCGUCGUUUGCACAAGUGCAUUCCGUGCAGUAGUUCUAGGAUCAUGUGAGGUGUGGGUGGGCAGUUGUGAUUAGUGUGUUGUUUGAAUAGUAUUUUUUUCUGUUUGUCGAAAAAUGGCGAAGAAGUGGUAUGACCAUCAUCAUCAGCAGCAGCGAUUCCACGGUCUUCGUAGUCUGUAAAUAUAACGCUACAACUCCGCAGUCGCUCUCCAAGUCAAGUCAGCAGCGGCGUGAGAAGGAGAAAGGAAGAAAGCAAGAAAGAACAGGCCCGAGAGAUACCUUUGGAGCGGCCGAUACGCGAUACCUGUGGACAACCCAACGUGCCGAGAAAGAGUUGUUCAAAGCAGCAGUAGUGACAACGCGGCCGACGAUGCACACACGAUGGCCGGACUCAAGCCGAACAUCUACGCACUGCUAGUGACCUGUCUGGGCUUUCUGUGCCUGGUGAUCAGUGCCACGGCGGUUGGUGUGCCAAUCUGGGCGUACUACGACAGCCGAGGGGGAGAGGAUCGAGGAUACUUUGGUCCGUGGCAAAAGUGCCAGGUUCUGAGCUACCGGGAACGAUGCGGCGACGUCGUGCGGUUCCAGCCGUCAGGUGUCGUGUUUACCAGCGGCCUGAUGGCGGUGGCCGCCUGCGCCCUGUUCGGCAUCAACUGCGUGCUGAGCAUCCUGCAGAUUGCAAUGAUUUCAUCGCGCGACCGUAUCUGCAUGCGGUACGCCGUCCUGACCACGGUCAAGCUGAUUCUGGUGGUGCUGGCGACGUUCCUGUCGCUCGCCGCGGCCGGCCUGUUUGCGCUGCAAACCGACGACGACCGGACGGGGUACCGCAUCACGCGCGGAAUCUCCUUCUACCUGCAGAUUCUGACGGUGGGGCUGUCGCUGGCGCUGCUCGUGCUGUCGCUGUACGAUAAGAUCCUGUCGAAGCGGCCCGACGGCGAUCCCACCAUGAUGGUCACCAGCAACGGGUCCACGACGUACAACAACCCGGGCUUCCGGGACACGCCGAAUGGUAUCGCCGUCACGGCCUCCAGCGGUCGACCGUACUCGAGCAUCAACGGCAGCGUCCAGUCGAUGAACACCACCGUAACGACCAUGUCCAACGGUUCGACGAUCGGGUCCGGCUCGGUCACGCGAACGCCGCUGCGCUCCAGCCUGAAAAAGCCCCGCCCGCAGAACGCCGACGGCAUGGGCAUCCGCAAUCCGGGCUACUCCGAGAACGGCACCGUCGGCACGGUCAAGAAGGUCCGCAUCCAAACGCACAGCACCGAGGUCUAGAAUCUCCCUCCAUCUUUUCUUUGAAGUGUGUAGCAUUGUUUUAAAUCUUUAUCUUUGUUCUAUCUUAAAUUUUUAUUUUUUAAACGCAAUUGAGGGAGAAUCUCGAGAAAAACGAUCUUACUUAAAAGCACCCGUCGUCACGCGCGGUCAAAUCAACGGAUCUGAUUUAAGUGUUAUUUAGUCAUGUAGUCAGUUAGGGAGUUUAUAGAAGAUUUUUUUUCUUUGCUGUUAGAAGUAUCACACUUGAAAAGUACUGAUUGUAAAUAGCACAACGGUUGAUGAGGAUGAUCGUAAUUUGACUAAAAAAAGUGAAUCGUACUACACUGUAGAAGGAGAGAGAGGAAUCUACGCACAAAGGGAAAGUAUUUUUUAUUCGAAUUGAAUCGUGAGUGUGCGUGUGAUAGUACUAGGAAUUGCCAAUUUUAUUUAUUGGAACGGUUAAGGACAAACUAAAGUGCACUUGGAGAAGAAGAAAAAAGGUUGCCUUAAGGUAGAAACACGCAGCAAUAAAAGAAUUGAACACUGAAUAUAUGAAUUCUGUCAUAUAAAUUAGCUAGUGUAGAAGUUAACCAUGGUUAGAGAACAGCAGAAACUUAGUAUUGAAAGUUGAGUAAUGAUUUCCUGUUAAGAACCUCCUUCCCCCUGCAAGUAUUCUUCGGUAUAAUUUUCCCCAAAAUAGAAAUAGGUUUGUGCACACACAAACAGCUACCACUACAAUCAACAUUCUUAUCCUUAAUGAUUAUGAUUAGUCUUCCAUCCGAGAUCCGAUCAAGUAUUGUGUCUUUGCUAGCAUUAGUUUUAACUAAAUUUGCAGAGUUUAUAUCGGCAAAGCGUCAAUCCAUCCGUCCGAGAGAGAUGUACUUGAGUGGAAGUUUAUUUUCGCUGUUAAACAUUUAGUUAUUUUUUUUUUUCUUUUAUACUUAUUUACGGACAAGCAAAUGUACUGUGAUUCAUUGAAAAUGAAUUGUGUAAUAAAGAACUUAAGGUCAGCAGAACAAUAAAAAUGUCAUCACUAACAA
Messenger RNA from Culex pipiens pallens (northern house mosquito), 2395 nucleotides. RefSeq lists its product as uncharacterized. Bases 483 to 1376 code for a protein of 297 amino acids. NCBI's taxonomy places the organism in Eukaryota, Metazoa, Arthropoda, Insecta, Diptera, Culicidae. The transcript is spliced from 5 exons. The record is from RefSeq and is a predicted model, not a curated record.